GAGCGCGGGAGUGUUGAAGAGCGGGAUCCGCUGCAGGUCAGACUAGAAAAUGACCUGCGCCACCAUGGAUGUUGAGGACAUUCACAAUGUCCUGUCCGUCAUGCAGAAGAACUUGGAAUGUCCCAUUUGCUUGGACCUGAUGAAGGAGCCUGUGGCCACCAGAUGUGAUCAUAUCUUUUGCAGGUUUUGCAUGUUUCAGCUUCUCGGCAAGAAGAAGAAAGGUCGGGCCCAGUGUCCUCUGUGCAAGAAAGAAGUUACUAAAAGAAGUCUCCAAGAUAGUCCUAGGUUCAAGCUCCUGGUUGAUGGUCUGCUGAAAAUUAUAAACGCCUUUGAGCUGGACUCUGGGUACAAAUUUUUUCCAAGUCAGGACUAUGCCAGUACUGUCGCAGCAAGCCAUAAAGAGACACUGAAAAAAGAUGACCAACCAGUGGUGCAGAGCACUGGGUACAGGAACCGAACCAGGAGAGGAAUAUUGAAUGGAGGACCUUAUGAAGACCACUUGUCCUUGCUGGAAACCAGCGCUGACACUCCGCUCGCGAGGGACGCAGACACGUGGAACUGUAAGCAAGCUAAGCGGCAGAAGAAAGACACCAAGCAGCUAAUCACAGACUUGGUGUCUGACUCCUCCGAAGAUGAUUUAUUCAAGAGAGCAGGCAGCUUGGGAAGUGUUGCUGGUGAACCAAACAUGUCAUGUGAGCCCCUAGUAUCCCUGGAUUCUGAGAAAAAAGAAGACUCCCUGAUGGCCAAUGAAGCAACUGAUCAGGUUCCUUCUAAGCUGGAGUCAGAAGAUGUGGCAGCAUCAGAUCUAGCUGAAUAUGGAUUUUCUGAAAGAGACCUUGAGAGCCUUAGAAGCAAUUUAUUGUCCAUAGAUGGCGUCCGAACCCUUAGAGAGUCGCCCAGUGAAAAGUCUGCAGUAGUUAGAGACCCUUUAUUAUCUGAUAAAGACUUUUGCCAAAAAGUGGCCGAACAAGGCUCACACGGAAAACUCGAUGAGAAUGUAGGAAGCUCAAAACUCACAGAGCACAAUGCCAGAAUGCAGAUACAAAGGCAACCGUCCAGUGAAAGUCAGACUUUGAAAAUUGCAAUUGAUUUUCAAUAUGAUCGAGAAGACUCUACCCCUGAAAACAUGGGUAGCACUCAGGGUAGUCCAAGGGAUGCCUCAUGUGCAGUGUCCAGAGAAAGGGUUAAGAAAAGUAUUAAAAAAGUCAAUGAGUGGCUACUGAAGACAGAUGAUCUUUUGUAUAAUUCAAGGGAUGUUGAGUUGCUAACUGAUGUCUCUCAGAUUGAAGAUCUGGAUGCUUCUGACAAAGCUUCCAAUGUGUCUGAUGAGACAGAAAUUAUGGCUGUGUCUCAUCGUCAUGUUGUGGCGGAUGCUGUUGAAAAGAGUAUGGUUCGUGCUGAGGAUAGGAUAUUUGGUCGAGUUUACAAACGAGAGAAAAAGCCAAGCCUAGUAGGUAAAGUGACAUGCGUUGCUGAUGUCCACGUAGAUGGCGUUGGGGGGUCCUUAAAAGUAAAUGAGGUUCCCAAAAUUGCCACUUUAAAGCCAAAAAGGAGUGCUGGUCUUCUGCCUGAAGAUUUUAUCAAGAGAGUUGAAGAAAAGGAAGGGAAUGGCGAUAGUAUUGUCAGUGGGGCAGUGGUUGUGGACGAUUUUGGGUUGGAUGUGGAAAUCAGUCAGCUGAAAGCCUCAAAUGCCUUAUUGGAUGCUGAUAAAAUAGAGGAGAUAGGUCAAGAUUUGGAAACCUUUUCGGAUGCUCAGUCAAAUAAACCAAAGAAGCAGAAGAAGCUCUUGAAAAGGAAGUCUGAGAAGACCAAACGCACGCAGACUCUCCAUUUGACUAAAGGAACAGAUCUAGACUCAUGCCAACAGCAAAGUCCUCAUUUAUCUGAAGUAAAAAUUGACAGCUAUCCAAGUAGCACUGAACUGGGGCAUGAAGUUAACCAGAAAAACGUUAGGCGGAGUAAAAGACUUAAUUUGUUCAAAGAAAAUGAUUUUCCCUUCUGUUCAAAUCAGAUGGUGGCAGUUAUGAAUAUUAACGACAAUAGUGCUGAGGGGCCGCUUAUCCAAAAUCCUCCAGACAACAUGCCUACCCUGGUCAACUGUGAAGAGCCAUGUUUAGAUUCUGCUGUGUUAGAAGACCCAGGACCCCAAAUGAAUGGCAAGUCACCAGAUGCAGUCCAAAAUGUGACCAUUGUAGUAAAUGGAAGUUCACACAUGAUGUGCGAUGCUCCUCAUGUGGCAAGAGAGAUGUGCAAUGGAUCCUCUCCAAUACCAGAGCAGGAUGCAGAACCUGUGGUAAACGCAGUGGAAAUGGAAGACUCUGACCUUGACACACAACUCCUGUUAAAGACAUUCAAAAGUGCCAAAAGGAUGUCCUUCAAACUAGAUCCAGUUACUGAAACUGCUAAUAAUGAGAAUUGUGACUUAAUGGACAUCUGUGAAAUUAACACCAGCUUAACAAAUAAACAACAGGGUAAAAAUGAAAAGGGCAAAUCUGAGGAAAGCCAAUGUAAUGGUCAAGAAAUCCAGCCUGAGCACUCAAGAAAGCUGAGAUCUAAAAAAAAAUCCAGAUUAUCUUCUAAACACAAUGGGAUGAGUUCAGCUGAGAACACAGAAAGCGUAAUCGUACUUACGACUAAGACUAUAAAAGCAGAUGACAAGUUAAGUGGUGGUAAUGACGUGGAGCCCCUUGAAAACUGUAAUCCUGGUAAAAAUGCUGCUGUAAGUAAGAUUAAGGGAUCGCCGUUGCUUUUAGAAACCGAAACGAUCUCUCUGUACCCUAUAGUUACUCAUCAAAAUUCUGCUGCAGCCAAGCGAGGAGACACUAGAAGUAGGACCGCUCAAGGAGAAAAUGAGCAAGCAAAGAACGAUUGUUAUCAGAACUGCAGUUUUGAUGAAGAGCAGGCAAAUCAAAUUACUUCUUCUAAUAGUUCUCAGGGGUCGUGGACAGGGAAACUACUAGGCCAUGCAGUGUCUCAUAAUGGAAGUCCUGAAGUUGACUCAGAGACGCCUGAUGGAUUGUUGGGUAGCGUUGACAGACUUCAAAAAGAUACAAGUUACUUUGCUGUAGCUGAAAAGUCAUUUGUCUUUGGAGCCGACAAGAAGUCACAAUUGCUUGACCGCCCUGUGUCUCCUGUCAUCCAGUCACAAGUUGUAAAAAGUCGAAAACGUAGAGUGCAAAAAUUAGAAUCUUCCGAAGAAGAGUCUAGUGGAGAUGAGGAGUUGCCUUGUUUUAACAGAUUAUUUGGCAACGCCUCCACUGUUGCUGACCCGAAAAAUACAUCUGCCAGUUCCUCACCCAAGCAGCAAGGUGGCGGUGUCCUGGCAAUGUUUAGUAGCUGCAGCACUAGUAGCAAAACUCAGACUAGCUUCCAUCUCCCACGUAACGCUUUGGUAUGUAGUCAGGAAUCUCAGUGUUCUGUGAAUUUGUUCUCUUCUCAGUCAAACACAUCUGAUCACUCUAUGAAUGGAGCCACCGGUACACACAACCAGCAUAUGACUCAGGAGAGUAGUCCAAAAAGAGCAAGGGUGGAAGUGUAUGGUAAUGAGGACAAAAUGACGAACGUGGAGAAUGAGGGAGAAGAAAUGACUAUUGUGGAGAAUGAUUGUGAAGACCCAUGCCAAGAAGCUAAUUUAGGUGACGUCUCUGGAUGCGAUAGCGAGGCCAGUCACACGGGGGACUCUUCUGGGCUGUCUUCUCAGUGUGAAGUCCUCAAUACACAGCAGCGGGAGGCCAUGCGAAACAAUUUAGAUACACUUCAGAGGGAAAUGGCUGCCCUGGAAGCGGUCUUGGAACAGCAUGGUAGCCAGAGUCCUGCUUCUGGGAGGAAGCAAGCAUCCACAGCGGAGCAUGUCACCAAGAGACCACAGGAGGCCCAGGAGAAACAAGUAGACGAUGAAGCUGAUCAAUCUCCUGACGCGAUCCCCGAGACGGCACAGGGUGCGGCAUCUGGUCUGCAAAGCGCCGAACACCCACCUCCAGUAGGAAUCCGGUCAAGGUCACCGACUCCACCUCUUAGCCUUCUUCCGAUGACAUCAAGGAAAGAGACUCCAGAGAGAAUCUGUGCUUCUUUCAAUGUGUUCAAAGAGCUGAAGGAAUCCACCUUAACAGAUGACGAAUCGAUGGGUCAGAAAGGAGUUCUCCAUUCUCAUGAGUCAGUUCCAGAUUGUGCACCGCCUGCAUCCAGCCUGAAAAAUUCCAAGUCUCCAAAACGAAACCUGAGGAGUAAACUGCAAGCAGCAAAUAGCCAUAGCACUUUCAGUAGCGGAAGCACUGGACAAUCGCCGCAGCAAUCAAGCAAGCAACCGGGUAGCACUCCAAGAAGCUCGUCGCCCACAUUUGCAUCACCCUUAAGGAGUAAAGUAGCUCCUUCAGUCAAGAGUCCUGUAGUUUCUGGGAAAAGAAACUAUUGUCUUGUGACAUCCGGCUUGAGUCAAGGUGAAGUGAUUCUGGUUCAGAAGUUUGCACGGAAAACCCAAAGCAUCUUUUCCAGCCAAAUGUCAGAAUUGACCACUCACGUCAUCAUGAAAACAGAUGAACAUCUUGUGUGUGAAAGGACUUUGAAAUAUUUUCUGGGAGUUGCCGGUAGAAAAUGGGUGGUUAGCUAUGAAUGGAUUGAACAGUCGUUCCGAGAGGGGAGAAUUCUUGAUGAGUAUGACUUUGAAGUGAAAGGAGACGUAAUCAAUGGAAGAAAUCAUAGAGGUCCCAGAAGAUCAAGACUAGGAUCAGAUGGACUGCUCCUGACAGACUUUGAGAUUUGCUGCCUUGGUUCUUUCAAAGAUAUGGCUAGAGAUGAUUUGGAGUGCAUGGUUUCAUUGUGUGGGGCAUCUGUGGCACGUGACCCAUCACAGUUUGAACAUAAAUCAGGGAUGACAUCUCUCGUGGUGGUCCAGCCAGAUAAAGAGACAGACUAUCCAGCCAUGAGGAAGAAGUACCGUUGUCUUGUGAUUACUCGUGAAUGGGUGCUGGACAGCGUGUCAAGUUAUAAACUUCAGGCAUUCGACAGUUACCUUGUGUGAUGUGAUGUGAUCCGCGCUUCUUUCCUGUGGAGACAUUUGAUUACGUUACCACAUUUUUUUUUUUUUUGUGGUCUUAAAGGGGUUUUCCCACAAGGGUUUACUAGAAAGGGGUCCCGAGCCUCCCGUUCCUCCUUGCUGCUUAAUGUAUGAAGUGGUUGUUGCGCAUGCAUGCAACCACAACAUUCAUUGUCUACGGGACUGAAUAGGAUAGUUGAGUACAGUGCUUGGCUGUUCCCGUCACCAUGUUAUUUGAAUGGAUAUUCCAGAGACCUUGGAUUCUUUUGAUCUGUGGGGACCCAGCAGUGUGGCCCCCAGCGAUCAGACAUUCAUCACCCAUCCUGUGGAAAAACUCCUUUUAAGAUUUGCAUGUCAUGAUUGAAAUUCUGCAUUUUGUGGGCAUUCCUUCAAGGUCCUUAAAUGAGCUUUCCCCCAAAAAUGGGUACCCUGUGUUAUUGCUUUGCGAUUCAAACACCGAAGAUGUCAGCCACUAGGCAUAAUACAGUUGUUCCUGGAAUGUC
Bufo bufo (common toad) is the source of this 5535-nucleotide messenger RNA. It is a transcript of the gene BRCA1, whose product is annotated as BRCA1 DNA repair associated. Gene Ontology annotation, cellular component: plasma membrane; BRCA1-BARD1 complex; nucleus. Lineage: Eukaryota; Metazoa; Chordata; Amphibia; Anura; Bufonidae. The record is from RefSeq and is a predicted model, not a curated record. Gene Ontology annotation, biological process: positive regulation of transcription by RNA polymerase II; chordate embryonic development; double-strand break repair via homologous recombination. The transcript is spliced from 23 exons. The coding region runs from base 50 to 5017 and encodes 1655 amino acids. Gene Ontology annotation, molecular function: zinc ion binding; ubiquitin-protein transferase activity; DNA binding.